GGAGGGAUUUGUAAAAGAACACGGGUUCUAUCGUCUAUGUAAAGAAAUUAUCACGAACAACAAACUAGACCUAAUUAUUUUAGUAGUUGCAGUUAAUCGAACUAUUCGAGUCUUUAAUAUUAAUAAAUAUAUGACUUUAUAAUUUAUUGUGCAGUUGUUUAUUUCCUCCUCUGGCGUUUCCUUGGAGUUUGCCAGAAGAUUGAGGACUAAUGGCUGAAGUGGAGGUUCACCUGCACCACGUUUUCGGUCUGCGAGCUGCGGUGAAGAAUAACUUGUUCUUCCUUGACGAACAGACGGUGGUGUUUCCGUGCGGCAACAACUGCGCGCGCUACAACCUGCACCAACGAUCCUACAAGUUCAUUGCAGGAACGGAGAGGAGCCGGGGCAUGCAGGCCCUCGCCAUCAGCCCCAACUGGAGAUAUCUGGCCGUGUCAGAGCGUGGUGAGAGAGGGACCAUCACCAUCUACGACCUUCAGCACGAACAGAGCCGUAAGAGGAAGGUGCUGACCGGCGGCGACACCAGUGUGCAGGAGUUUGUGUCUAUUACUUUCUCUCCAGACACAAAGUACCUGCUGGGCCAGGGUGGUGGACCCGAGUGGACCCUCAUAUACUGGCUGUGGGAAAAGAAUAAAGUCAUAGCUACAGUGAAGAGCACAAACCUUGGCCCUGUCCAUCAGGUCAGCUUUAACCCACUGGACAGUACACAGGUCUGCGUCAGUGGGAAUGGCGUGUUCAAGCUUUUCCGCUACGUUGACGGUGCUCUGAAACAGACCAACUCUGCAAAGCUGGAGACUCAGAACAUCCUGUCUCAUGCGUGGAUGUCUGAGGAGCGCAUCAUCGCUGGAACGGAGACAGGACGACUGCUGGUGUUCGAGUCAGGAGACCUGCGCUGGGAGAUGAGCAUGACCAACAAGAUAGCUGAACAGGAGAAAAAGAGACAGACGGAGGACGAGACCCAAUCAGCUCCAGCCUCGAUGCCACGAGUGACUGUCAUCAAGGCUUAUUCUAAAGGUUUUGCAUGUUCAGCUGGUCCAGGAACUGUGUAUCUGUUUGAGAAAACAGAGGAGAAGGAAAGCUACAGACAAAUCAGGGAAAUAAGGAUACCUCCGGACCCGUGCAGCAAUGAGCCAGGUCAGUUGGAGCAGCAGGAGAUCACCUGCAUGUGUAUCAGCCCAUCAGAGGAGACUCUGGCCACCACCACAGACCGGGGUCAGAUCUACCUCAUUGCUCUCGCCUCGGCUGAGAUGAGCAAGGGCAUGCAGGCUCACUUUGAGUUUCUUUCCCAUUCUUUUCACUCGGACAUCAUCACUGGACUGUCCGUCUGCGUCCGCAAACCGCUCAUCGCUACCUGCUCCAUGGACCACUCCAUACGCAUCUGGAAUUACGAGACCGGUGCUCUGGAGCUGUAUAAGGAGUUUCAGGAGGAGUUACACAGUGUGGCCCUGCAUCCGUCCGGCCUCUUCAUCCUGACCGGCUUCUCUGACAAACUCCGCCUCAUGAACCUGCUCAUCGACGACAUCCGCACCUUCAAGGAGUUCACCGUACGCAGCUGCCGAGAGUGUGUGUUCAGUCACGGAGGUCACAUGUUCGCUGCUGUUAACGGUAACGUGAUUCAUCUCUACUCCACCACAACCUUCGACAACAUCCUGAAUCUGAAAGGUCACAGUGGCAAGGUGCGGUCAGUGGUGUGGAGUGCUGAUGACAGUCGUGUGGUGUCGUGUGGGAUGGACGGAGCCGUGUACGAGUGGAAUGCCCUGAGCGGCCAGCGCGAGUCCGAGAGCGUGUUGAAGUCGUGCAGCUACACCAGCGUGGCACUCUCGCACGACACCAGGAGCAUCCUCGCUGUGGGCAACGACUGCACACUGAAGGAGAUCCAGGACUGCCAGGUCCUGAGGGAAGUCUCCUCAGAUGAUGUGAUCUACACAGCCAUCAUCAUGACUCGCUCAGGCCGAGCACUCUUCACCGGGACCUCCAGCGGCACCAUAAGGGCCAUCAAGUACCCUUUACUUAUGCAGAAAGACUGGACUGAGUACCAGGCCCAUUCUGCUCCCAUCACUAAAAUGGUGAUCACGAUCGAUGAUCAGUACCUCGUGAGCGCUUCAGAAGAUGGCUGUCUCUUCAUCUGGAAAAUCUCUGAGCAGGAAGGACGAGUGCUGAAGAGGGACAGAGAGAUCUGCUAUGCUGAGGAGAUUCUCAUCACCAGGUCUGAUCUGGAGGAAAAGAACCAAGUCAUGCUGGAGCUUAAGAGCCGGGUGGAAGAGCUGCAGAUGGAGAACGAGUACCAGCUGCGUCUUAAAGAAAUGAACUACAACGAGAAGAUCAAGGAGCUCACUGAGAAGUUCAUCCAGCAGAUAGAGUCGCUUACCAACCAAAACCAGGUGCUGAAAUCAGAGAAGGAGAAGCAGGAGAUCACACAGCAGGGGGAGCUAAAGGACAUUACAGAGAGAAAUACUAAAGAGCUGCAGGAUCUGGAAUCCACCAACAACCAAAAGCUGUUGCUGGAGUAUGAGAAGCACCAGGAGAUGCAGCUGAAAUUGCGUAAGGUGCAGGAGAGCUAUGAGGAGAAGCUGCAGGAUCUGGAGGAAGGGCAUGUACGUGCCCUGGAGGACAUGAUGCAGUUCUACGAGGCCAAGCUGCAGGAGAAGGUGCUCGAGCUGGGCCAGUGUCAGGACGAGUCUCAGCAGCAGCUGCGAGAGUUUGAGGAAAUAAAAAAGCAGAUAGAGGAGGAUGCUGAUCUCGAGCUCCAUGACAUCCGAGCCAAAUACGAACGCAAGCUCUGGGAAGAAAAGGAGACCAACUUGAAGCUCAACGGAGAGACGAGAGUCAUGAAGAAGAAGUUCACCAGCCUGCAGAAGGAGAUUGACGACCGCAACCUGGACAUUGAGAAGCUGAAGGUGGAGCAGCAGAAGCUGCAUGGGGUCAUCAAGGCUCUGGAGAAGGACAUCAUAGGACUGAAGAGGGAGACCCAGGAGAGAGAUGAGACCAUCCAAGACAAGGAAAACCGCAUCCACGAUCUUAAGAAGAAGAACGAGGAGCUGGAGAAGUUCAAAUUCGUGCUGGAUUAUAAGGUGAAUGAGCUGAAGAAGCAAAUCGAGCCACGAGAGAAUGAAGUCAAGGAGAUGAAGGAGCAGGUCCAUGAGAUGGAGGCUGAACUGGAGCAGUUCCGUAAGAAGAGCACUCAGCUGGAGCUCACCAUCUCCCAGCUGAAGCUGAAGCUCAAAGCCACGGAUAAGGAGAGGCAGAAAGAGACGCAGAGGGUCCAUGACGCAGAAGCUGUCCUGCACAGGCUGAAGACCGAUCUUCACAACUGUGUGGCCUUCAUCCAGGAGCCGAGGAAGCUGAAGGAGAGCAUUCGAGAGAUUUAUGAACGUCAUGUCCAUCAGUCAGAUGUGGUGGAGAUAGCGGGAGUGGAUGCUGAUGUUCAGCGUGAGCACAGCAGGCAGCGGGAGCACAUGGAGAGGAACAUGGAAGCACUCAGAAGGAGACUAGCAAAGGACAUCAAAGUGCCUGAAGCAAAGAACAUCAAACUCAUGAAGGAGAACGUCUCUCUUAUCAAAGAGAUUAAUGACUUGAGGAUGGAGAUGAGGCUGAUGCGAGUGCAGAUCCACGACUACGAAACCCAGAGCAGCUUCAAUAAGAACAAGUCCAAGAGUGCAAUGUCCAUCAAACCUUCGUCCUCGGCGGCGUCACGGCUGAACUUCGAGGGCGAGGCCGAGCGCAUCAUCCAGCAGCAGCGCCUCGAGAUCCAGCGGCUGAGGCAGGAAAUAUUCGCUCAAGGUCAAGAUGAAGGACAGGAUCAAAGCCUCGUCCUGCCGAGUCUGUCGAGCAACAUCAAACUACCGGCCCUCACCACAUAAACACUCAUUACACCACAUACACACUCAUCACACACUCAUUACACCACAUACACACUCAUCACACACUCAUUACACCACAUACACACUCAUCACACACU
Hemibagrus wyckioides is the source of this 3955-nucleotide messenger RNA. RefSeq names its product cilia and flagella associated protein 57 (gene cfap57). Bases 210 to 3857 code for a protein of 1215 amino acids. The record is from RefSeq and is a predicted model, not a curated record. NCBI's taxonomy places the organism in Eukaryota, Metazoa, Chordata, Actinopteri, Siluriformes, Bagridae. The transcript has 22 exons. Gene Ontology annotation, molecular function: protein binding.